Molecule: messenger RNA, 1775 nt
Organism: Condylostylus longicornis
Lineage: Eukaryota; Metazoa; Arthropoda; Insecta; Diptera; Dolichopodidae
Product: zinc finger protein 260-like
Exons: 1
Coding region: 85-1698 (537 amino acids)
Biological process (GO): regulation of transcription by RNA polymerase II
Molecular function (GO): RNA polymerase II cis-regulatory region sequence-specific DNA binding; DNA-binding transcription factor activity
Source: RefSeq, a predicted model, not a curated record
AUACCGGGUGCAAAUAAACCUAAACAAAAACUAAAUUUAAAAUGUAUUGAUGUACAAUUGAAAAUUUCUAAUAAAAAAAAAACUAUGAAAACAAGAUCUAAAUUGAAAAGCGAUAGCGAUAAUUCACAAAAUAUCGUUGACUCUGAAAAGAUUGUUGAAUGUAAUUCUGAUAAAAAAAAUUUAAAUGACCCAAUUCCUAUUACUGCAACUGACGACCAAAAAACUGAAGAUCAGGAUAAGGAAAAAAAUUCAACAAAAAAUAUAUCAAAAAAAGCAAAACUAUAUUUCGUCAUUAAGGAUAAUUUAUUUGUAUUAAGUUGUGUUGGGUGUAAAUGUACAUUUCCAGAUGUCCCAGAUUUUUUAAAUCAUGUUUGCAGCCCAAAGGAUAAUGGAUCUAAGAAAAAAAGUGUUUCAAAACCAUGUAGGACUUUAGAAGAAAGUAUAGGAACUGAAACAAAUUUAAUUAUUGGGGAAGAUGGUCUAUGGCAUUGUAGAAUUUGUGAUAAAGGAUAUGAAAAAAAGAAUAGCCUUAAAAAACACGAACAAGCACAUUUAUUUACUUUUACAUGCGAAAUUUGUGGUAAAGGAUUAAAAUCAUCUGUAAAUUUACGUGAACACAUGAAUGUUCAUUCUGGAGUUCGUCCUUAUAAAUGUCAUUUAUGCCCUAUGACAUUUGCCCGAAAGUGGGGACUAACAUCUCAUGUUCGCUCUCAUAUUGGUGAUAAAAGAUAUAGUUGCGAACAUUGUGAGAAAAAAUUUAUAAAUGGUGCCAUAUUAAAAAUUCAUGUUCGAAUGGUUCAUACCAAAGAAAAACCUUGCCAAUGCGAAUUAUGCGGACAGCAUUUUUAUUCAAAUCAGUUGCUGAAAGAACACAAAAAACGACAUUUGAAUAUUAGACCUUAUAAAUGCGAAUAUGAAAACUGCGGCAAAAGUUUCUAUGAUAAAAAACAAUUAAAUCGUCAUUAUGUAUCGCACUCAGAUGAAAAGCCUUUUAAAUGCACAUUUAAUAACUGUGACGCUAAAUUUGCUAGACAAAAAACAUUGCAAGCACAUUUGAAAAUCCAUUCAGGAGUAAAAGAUCAUUUGUGUACGAUAUGUGGUAAAGGUUUUGCUAUGAAUUAUAAUUUAACAAGUCACAUGAAAAGCCAUGCAAAUGGAAAAUUAAAAGUAAAAAAAAAAGACUUAUCUACUAAAAGAAAAAAUUCAAAAAAAAAUAAGAAAAUAAACAUAGGAAAAAAUGUUGAUAUGGUAUAUACCGAAAUUAAAGAAGAGUUGGAAAAUUCGGAACAGCGGGAAACAAUAUUGAUGGAAAACAAAUCCAUUUCAGAUGAAUUAAAGGAAUUUAUAUUUAAUGAUACAUUUAACGAAUCUGAAAAUAAAAUCGCUGUGAAUACAAAUAAUAUUGGAUAUAAUAAUAAAAAUUUUGCAAAUAUGUAUGACAAUAUGAGAAAUUCAGUGCCUUUAGUAGAUACUUCAAUUCCAGUUCCUUUUGUUGACGAGAAACUUAAAGAAAUAACUGUAAAUCAAAUUAAUGAAAAUAUUUCAAUUCUUGAUUUACCCCAAGAAAUCAAUAUCGAAAACCAAACCUCGACAGAAGGAGUGGAAUCAACUUCAAAUAACGUUUCUUUAGUAGUAACAAUGGAUCACCAGGCAUUCCUUGGAAACAAUAUAUUACAUAUCUAUCAAAUACCAAAUUAAAAUUUGAUUAUUUUGUAUAUUUGUCUUAAAUACCCAUAAAAUAUAUUUGAAUAUUUACCUAUUGUAUUAAAAACACA